CUGUCAAAAACCGAAGUUUGACGAAACGUCAAAAUUGUUGUGAAAUUUUUAUCCUGUUCAAGGGUUUGGUUUUAGUUUUGAAUAAACUACAUACUUAUUCAAGAUGAACAGAAUAUUCGGAAGAGGAAAGCCUAAGGAACCUGGCCCUAGCAUCAAUGACUGUAUCAGUAGUGUGGAUAGCAGGGCAGAUAAUAUUGAGCAGAAAGUCCAGAAGCUGGAGAAUGAACUUAGGAAAUACAAGGACCAGAUGAACAAGAUGAGAGAGGGGCCAGCAAAGAAUUCAGUCAAACAAAAAGCUAUGAGGGUAUUAAAGCAGAAGAAAAUGUAUGAGCAGCAGCUUGAGAACCUCAGAGCGCAGUCGUUCAACAUGGAACAAGCGAACUAUGCUACGCAGACACUCAAAGACACGCACGCCACUGUGGCAGCCAUGAAAGAUGGAGUCACACAGAUGAAGAAAGAGUUCAAGAAGAUCAAUAUUGAUACUAUUGAGGAUGUCAACGACGAGCUAGCAGACAUGUUGGAGCAAGCCGAUGAGGUGCAAGAAGCUUUGGGCCGCCAGUAUGGCAUGCCGGAGAUCGAUGACGACGAACUGGCUGCUGAAUUGGAUGCUCUCGGUGAUGAAAUAGCCCUUGACGACGACGCUUCCUACCUGGAUGACGUAGUAAAGGCCCCCGCUGCUCCCGACAAGGAGCCAGGAGCGGACAGCAUUCGUAACAAGGACGGAGUUCCCGUCGACGAGUUCGGCUUGCCGCAAGUACCCAGCGCGGCACAAACUUCACGUUGAUAUGACGUCACACGGCACAGGUAAUAUAGUCUAUAGAUAGCUUUCGUUCUAUUCGCUUUUUGAAAUGGACUAUCGUGAUAGUGUAUGGAACCUCUUUUGUUUUUAUUUUGUUUCAACAUUAAAGUAGUUUUGUACUGUUCUGUAGGUCUGUUAGAUUUGUUUAUCUAUGGCAGGUCAUGUGACGUAGUGUUCUCUUUCUAGCGCUGAGUCACUUUGAAAUGUGUAGUAAAAUACCAUAAACACGUCAGUGUAGUACUGGCAACUUUUAUUUCGAUAUACCUCCUUAUACGUAUACAGAUUAAACACAUUAUGCUAUCAAUGAUGCGCCAUAUAACGCAAAAUUUCGCUAUGUUAAGUCUAACAGAUUUACACAGACUUACUUUUAUUUUAUUCAUGGUCAUAAAAUCAUCGAUUGUUUUCGUACUGCAUCUGACAUAAUAAUAUAAUUUUAAUUGUAUGUUGUAUAAUACUAAAAGCGUAGAGCAUUCUGAUUUCACUUUGUAACCAAUUUUAUAUUUUUAGUAAUGAUAUUCAGCACUAAUU
Messenger RNA from Helicoverpa zea (corn earworm), 1327 nucleotides. RefSeq names its product charged multivesicular body protein 5 (gene Vps60). Gene Ontology annotation, cellular component: multivesicular body. The transcript is spliced from 5 exons. Lineage: Eukaryota; Metazoa; Arthropoda; Insecta; Lepidoptera; Noctuidae. Gene Ontology annotation, biological process: late endosome to vacuole transport via multivesicular body sorting pathway; vesicle budding from membrane. The coding region runs from base 104 to 784 and encodes 226 amino acids. The record is from RefSeq and is a predicted model, not a curated record.